GGAAGGUUGACAUCACUGGUUGUUACUGUUGUGUUCCGUCAGCCAUUUGAGACUGUUUGAAUCAAGGUUCGGCUCAGUAGUGUUCUUGUUCUCGUGUCACAAAGUCGGAAUUACUUUCGUGAAAUUGGGAGUGCGCGUGGUAUCGGUAUUGGGACCUUGUUAUUACAGAUGAGGCCGUUCCGGAGUUGAAAGUUUGAAGAAAAUGCUGUAAAAGUGGAUGUUGGUUGGAAAUUUUAAAACUGUGUUGAAUGGUUUUGUGAAGAAUCUGUAUCUGACCGAGGUGCUGUGCUAUCUUGCAAAUCUGUAGAAGAAUUGCACCUUUCAAGGGGUUUAAUUAGGGUUUUGCGCACAAAGCAAUUGAAAAGUGUUCAAAAUGAGUGCCAGUGCUACAUCAUUGUUGCGGGGAUUUACCUUUGUGUUCAAUCAGUGUUCCACAAGCGGAGCGAGUCGCCUGGCAUCGGUGCCAGUAUGCUUCGGGGACCGAAUGCAGAAUACACCUAGGAGUAGCAAUUCCAUCAGAAGCUAUUCUGGUGCGAAAGCCAGCUCAUCUUCUAUGUCGAGAAGCACCACUUGUAGGAGUCGUUCCAGCUUUAACUUAAACGGACGGCGUAGCUAUACUCAGGCAGCAUCAACGUUAACACGGGAACAGCUUCACGACCUGGUUUAUCGCCUCAACGAAGAUGAAAGGGAAUUGCUGAUGAACACGCUCAAACAGUUCGAAUCGAAUAAACAGAAAGCACAGUUCGAAGGCCAGCUGGCUGCAACGGUGUGGCGAAGUCGGUUCGGGCGCCCUUCUAAGCUGAAACCCGCGCUUGGCGAUGUAGACCCCACCGGAUCCUACUGUGCGGUUCCGGAAGACUGGCUGAAAAAAAAGUCUGCUGAAACGAUGCCACCACCACCAACAAGGGACCUGUUCCAAUUGGGUCUCGUGAAUGCGCUACCAUUUAUUGGAUUCGGUUUCCUGGAUAAUUUCACGAUGAUUAUUGCGGGUGACUACAUCGAACAUACACUCGGGUUGUUUAUGUGCAUCUCGACGAUGGCGGCGGCCGCCCUGGGAAACACCAUCAGCGACGUGGUCGGCAUCGGGUCCGCUUUUUAUGUCGAGAAAAUAGCCGAAAUGAGCGGGGUCCGGCCACCGAAGCUUUCGCCGCUGCAGCUGGAGAUGAAAUCGAGUCGACGGGCGGCAAACAUGGGACGCGUGCUCGGCAUCACCAUCGGCUGUCUGCUGGGAAUGUGCCCGCUGAUGUUCAUGAAAGACGAAGAUAAGGAUAAGGACAAGGAGAAGGACGACGACAAAGCCAAGGAUGGCAAGGAACCCACCGCGACCGAAACGAAGUGAACACUGACGACUGUAAGAUAACUCACAGCUCCUAGUCUAUAGUAUUGAGAACCUAUCGAGAACAGGAAAACCGACGACAUUUAGAGGAAUUAAGCUUGGAUUCGAAUUGACCACGGUUGUUAUUGUUAAAGAUUUUUAUUUAACAGUUUAUUAAAAAUAUAUGCAAUGUUUCUAUAUUGUUUCAUCGUUUAUGUAGUGUUCUCAAAUUUCUUCACUGUAAAUAAUUAUUUAUUUUAGUAAGCUUCUUUCGCAAACGAUUUAAUACUUGCUCCAACAUUGUAAGGAAAAAAGGCUUUUAAACUCUUUCAUGCAGACUUUCCACGGCAAAACAGGACAAGAAAAAGAAUGCAAGCCAAAUUACUAUGAUUAAAUAAAAUCUCGGCGAAAAAAUUAGGUUAAUUAAAUGAAAAAGUAAAAUCAUUAUCUGAAAGGUCUAAAAAAUUAACAAUAAGAAUUCUUUUUGGUACUAUAGUAUAAAAAUUUCCUAAUAAAGAAAAAAAAAGUUUAUCGGAGCGAUGUAAAUUAUAGCAGAAUUAUAAUUUUUAUUUUUUUUUUAAUUUAUCAUAAUGCAAUCGCGAAUUCGAAAACACUAUCAAGCACAUUUCUCAGAUAAUACCUAUUAGUUGAAACGUGAAAGUUGAACCUAAAAUGUAGCAGUUAAGCAAACCUUUUGAUAUUACAUAUUGUUUAAAAUUUUUUAGCGUUUUUUGUUGUUACUAUGUAUAUCCAAAAGUUUUUCGAUUUUUUCAGUCUUUUUUUCAAUCGUUAAUCUUUAAACUUGAUGUUGAAAACUAAGGUUUUUAGAGUCUCUUCUUCGAAAUUUCAAAAUAGGAUUUUAGAUUCGUAUUAUAUUAAACGUAGAAUAUGUAGACACAAAACGUGUCGUACUGCUACACCAAAUAUCUUUAUCAUGAAUUCAGCUGUUCUAAUGAAAAAUGUUUGAUUUUAUUUUUUUAGAAUUGACGUUCUCCUUGCCUAUUAAGAAAGAUAAAAGAUUUUGUAAACAAAACUAAUGAUUAAACUAUUAAUACUGCAACAGUUCUCUAAAUGAAAAAAAAGAUCACAGAACAAGGGUCCAGUUAAAUUGGCACUUAAAAGCUGAUUUAGUCAAAAUUAAAUAUAUCUAUCCGAAAACAAAAACAUAGACACAAAGUUUCUAGAAAAACUUUUGUCCAAAAUUUAAUAUUUGCUAGAAGUGAGAUAAGAGAUUCAAGUUAAGUCUAAUGAACUCAAGAAAAAGAAAAUAUUUAUAAAAUUAUUAAUAUUUUAUUAUUGAAACCAAUAUUCGAAACGACUUGUCAAACUGGAUAUUUCCAAAUCUUAUUGAUAGUAGUAGGAAAACUAACUCACUCGCGAUUUCAAGAAUGUAGCUGAAGUAUGAGCAAACUUUCUGUGUGUUGCACAGUUUCUGUCGUCUUUCAUUCCAUCGAAGUGCUUCCUUCACUGAAAACCAGUAGUUGAUUUAGAAAACAAGCGCAAAUAAUCACAAAAUAAACCAAUUUAGUGGUUCUUGAAAUAACAGAAGCUUUCAAAACUGCUGAUUUAACAAGCAAAAUAAUCUACGAACUGAUUAUCACCUACUGAUCAAUCAUAGCUUCUUGCAUACACCCUUUAUCACGAAGAAGAUGCUACUGGAAUUGGUAAAAAGUGUCCGGAAAAGAAGAAAAACUAUACGCCCAUUCUUAUAUUGUCCUGCCUUAAAAAUCUACCGAAAUACUUUCCGACUCCGAUCCGAACAAAUAUGAAUAGAGCUAAAUAUAUCGAAACACUACAACAAUUGGUGAAAAUCCUUAAAUUAUAAGAAAAUAAAAAAGACCCCAUUUUAGAUAGUACAACUCUUCUGCGUGUUUCAACUCAUUCUGCAACGGUCGUCGUCAUCUUCAUGUGUUUAGUCAGAAUAGAAAAUGGUUCCAUAAACUAAAAUACAUAUAAGUAGAACAAUCCGAACUUACAGAUGCUAGUUGAUCGUAGUAUUGAAUAUGUGACCAUUAGUAGUAGAAUUUUGAAACGAUUUCGAGGAUCUUCCAUGACAUCCACCUUGGAAAUAUGCAGGAAUCUUAGAAAUCACAAAAAAUACAUUAAGCAGCCACCAAUACCAUGUUUAGAGUUCAAAUGACUAGAUAAUCAAUUGACAUAACAAGCAAUGCUCAUCAAUAGUAAGAUAACAUCAAUUGCAGCAAUAAAGUACUUAACAUCGAACUGUUUCGAUUAAAAUUAGAGAGAGCCGAAAAGGCACAACCACCUACCGACAGAAUCAAAACACUAACAGAGCACAUAACUAAUGAGGAACGAUAACGAGGAAUUACUAUAAGAACAUAAUUGUAACUAAUCGAGAGAAACAAAAACCCGAACAAAUGUAAAUGACUCAUGAUAUUUUAAUGCUUUUACUAAAAAAAAAAAGAAUGCUCCUGCUUAUGCUCACUGCACUGACCAUAAUGCAUGGAAAAGCAAAAAUCACUUACUUGCAAACUUGUGACUGGAAAGGCAAAAUACUAAGGAAUGCUGCAAGAUAGCCUGAAAUGCAUUUACUAACUGAAGUAAGGUAUUAAAGCGUCGUGAGUCACUUUGAAAAUAAAUUGUAAUCUGAGUAACUAA
Molecule: messenger RNA, 3934 nt
Organism: Uranotaenia lowii
Lineage: Eukaryota; Metazoa; Arthropoda; Insecta; Diptera; Culicidae
Product: transmembrane protein 65
Exons: 6
Coding region: 374-1339 (321 amino acids)
Cellular component (GO): mitochondrion
Source: RefSeq, a predicted model, not a curated record